UUCCGAUAUUCACUUUCAGUACUAGAAAUCUAUAGCACAUGUGACGUGAAGUAUGGAUUUUUAGUAUUGGCAUUGAAUAUCGGAACACACAGUGUGUACGUUGCUGGAACUUAGCCUAAUGUGCAGUCACCUGUCAAAAUUUCGUAUUGUGUGUUUCAAACUUGUAUCUUACAAGACGUAAAUGUGUUUUAUAGUAAAAUCUAUUAAAUUUCGUAGAAAUGGUGAAUGCAGAUAUUAUACGCAAAAAUUAUCCACUUCAUUUGCUUGUUUGGUAUAAUAACUAUGUAGAACUCGAUAAAGAACUAUCUGCAAAUCAGCAUGAUAUAGAAAAGCAUGACAAUCGAGGAAGGACACCACUGAUGUUAGCAGUAACUUUAAAUCACACAGAUUCUGCUAUUGUAUUAUUGCAGCAUGAAGCUAAUGUCAAUACUGAAAAUACUGAAGGAUGGAAUGUGGUUCAAGAAGCAGUUGGAACUGGAGAUCCUGAAUUGCUGCAAUUAGUACUAGCCAGAAGAGAUUACCAGAGAUAUUGCAAUCGAGUGGCUGGUAUACCAGAGUUACUUCACAAACUUAAACAAGCACCAGAUUUUUAUGUGGAAAUGAAAUGGGAGUUUACAAGUUGGGUUCCCCUUGCAUCUCGAAUGUGUCCGAGUGAUACCUACAAAGUUUAUAAGCAAGGUAGUAAUGUGAGGAUUGAUACUACAUUAUUAGGUUUUGAUCAUGCAAAUUGGCAACGUGGCAGUCGCAGUUAUGUCUUUAAAGGACAAAAUGAUGGAGCAACAAUCAUGGAAGUGGAUCAUGAAACAAAGAAAGUUUAUGUUGAGCAUAUGAAACUUAUAGAAGAUAAUAAUAUACAUUUAAUGGAACCAUCUGAAGAAGGCGUGAUAGCUCGACUUACUAAUCCAAUAGUUACAACAUAUAUUGACACUGAUAAAAUUAGUUUUGAACGGAAUAAAGCAGGUUUAUGGGGAUGGCGUUCUGACAAAAGUGAAGUGAUAAAUGGCCAUGAGUGCAAAGUUUUUAGCGCAAGCAAUGUAGAAUUAAUAACUAAAACAAGGUUAGAACACUUAUCUGAAACGGAUAAAGCAAGAGCUCGAGUACCGAGAACAUCUUUACAAUCAUUUCUCGGUAUUACGGAAGAACAACAAGAGAGUUGCAGCACCAUUACUACUAGCGAAGACUUUAAUGUAAGUAAUCCCUGUAACAUUACUGCUGAGGAAUACUUCGAUCCAAAUGUCACUUUAAAUGGAAGAGAUAUAGGCAGACCAAAGGAAGUUAAUACAAAAAUACAAAAAUUUAAGUAGUUAUCGCGUAGAAUCGAUUACUUGACAACUUUUUCAAAGAGCAUAGCAAGAUAAGCAUGUGUGUGCUGCCCCCAGCCGGAUUCGGUCGAGAUUUUAACUGUAAGUUACCACUAAUACAAAUGUUAUUUCCCCAAAAACAUAUUUCCCAAAUAUGGUUUUUAUGGAAGUUAUGGAGGUAUAAAGAAAAACCGAAAAAAAAAAUUUCUCGAUAACGGCUUGACCGAUUUUAAUAAAAAGAUAUGUUAUAAAC
Pseudomyrmex gracilis is the source of this 1554-nucleotide messenger RNA. Its product is annotated as ankyrin repeat domain-containing protein 13B. NCBI's taxonomy places the organism in Eukaryota, Metazoa, Arthropoda, Insecta, Hymenoptera, Formicidae. Bases 219 to 1304 code for a protein of 361 amino acids. Gene Ontology annotation, cellular component: cytoplasm. The transcript has 9 exons. Gene Ontology annotation, molecular function: protein binding. The record is from RefSeq and is a predicted model, not a curated record.